UUGCUCAUCGAUCGCGCAACUUCCUGUCGCUGUAAUUCCUCAUUGCUAACGGAGGCUUCAUAUCUUAGCCUAGCCAGCUAACUCCACAAACAGAAAAAAACAAUAAUGUGCAUUAAAUUAACGUAUGAUAUUACGUUCCGGAAUAAUACAGCCGUUAAAAUGUGAACGAACAGAGAUCGAUUAAAUUUUUCAAGUCAAAGUGUUUCCGUUAGUUUCAUACUGUAUUGUAUGUUAUAAUGCUAGCUCAGGACUCUAACGUAUAGAUUUUUUUUGAUGGCAGCUAGCUUGGAGUUUCACGUUUUCUUUGUUCGUCGCUAAAAUUAUAUUUUAGGCCAGAUUGUGACUCGACCGCAAAAACGAAAGUUUCUCUUUUGUAGGGCGAUAUCGAUUUGUGUUGACACCUGUUAGUUAGCGCGGCUAGCUAGCGCUCUCCUCAGACUGAUUCUACUGGAAAUGGUAGACGCCCUCAUGUGCCCAUGGAGAAGGCGGCUUUCGAGAGGUGGCUGGAGUCGGUUUCUACCUCCUUCCUGGCGCUAAGCGACCAGCAGCGCAACCAAUCGCUGGACCACCUCAUCUCACUGAGCGGUGCCGCCCAGCUGCGACACCUGUCCAAUGGGCUGGAAGCGCUGCUGAAGCGGGAUUUCCUGCGCCUGCUGCCGUUAGAGCUGGCCUUCUACCUGCUCCGCUGGCUGGACCCCCAGACCCUGCUCACCUGCUGUCUGGUGUGCAAGCAGUGGAAUAAGGUCAUCAAUGCCUGUACAGAAGUGUGGCAGAGCGUGUGUCGAGACCUAGGCUGGCGCAUCGACGAGUCCAUCCAGGAUGCGGUGCACUGGAAGGGUGUUUAUCUGAAGGCCAAACUGCGCAUGAAGCAGCUGAGAGAGGAAGAUGCGUUUGAGACGAGUUCUCUGAUUGGACAUAGUGCUCGAGUAUAUGCUCUCUACUACCGGGAUGGGCUCCUCUGCACAGGUUCCGAUGACCUGUCAGCCAAACUAUGGGAUGUUCGCACAGGGCAGUGCGUCUACGGCAUUCAGACCCACACUUGUGCCACUGUCAAAUUUGAUGAGCAGAAACUGGUAACAGGAUCUUUUGACAACACCAUUGCAUGCUGGGAAUGGAGCACUGGUGCCAAAAUCCAGCAAUUCCGAGGACAUACUGGGGCAGUAUUCAGCAUAGACUACAAUGAUGAGUUGGACACCCUGGUCAGCGGCUCAGCAGACUUCACUGUAAAAGUCUGGUCCCUGUCUGCAGGAACUUGUGUCAACACUCUUACUGGACACACAGAGUGGGUCACUAAGGUGCACCUUCAAAAAUGCCAAGUGGAGUCCAUGAUGCACAGUCCUGGUGACUACAUACUACUGAGUGUUGAUAAGUAUGAAAUAAAGGUGUGGCCUAUAGGGUGUGAGAUCAACUGUAAGUGCUUAAAGACCCUCUCCGUGUCAGAAGACCGCAGCGUCUGCUUGCAGCCACGAUUACAGUUCGACGGCCGGUACAUUGUCUGUUGUUCGGAUCUAGGCAUAUACCAGUGGGACUUUGCAAGUUUUGAUGUCAUCAGAGUCAUCAAACCACAGCAGGAACCCUCCAGCCUCUCUCUACUUGGUUUCGGCGAUGUCUUCGCUCUGCUUUUUGAUAACCACCACCUCCAUGUUAUGGACUUGAGGACUGAGGUCACUGUGGGCCGCUGGCCACUGCCAGCCUACCGCAAAUCCAAACGUGGUUCUAGUUUCUUACCUGGCGUCACCUCCUGGCUCAAUGGUCUGGAUGGCAAGAACGAUGCGGGCCUGGUGUUUGCCACCAGCAUGCCCGACCAUAGCAUUCAUCUGGUUCUUUGGAGAGAGAACGGCUAGAAACACAGAGGUGGUGAAUUCUAGCCCUGUGCUUUGAAAUCAGGCGAGACUUUUACUAACACAACAAAAAGAAGAAAAAAAGGUGCUCUCCAUUUAAAAAAGAAAAAAAAAAGAAAUUACAGCCAACCAAGUUAGAUAAUGCAUGGACCAAAGUGUUUUCAACCCUCUCUUUCUUAGUCACUUGCAAACCGCGCAUUCUACACAUUGCGAUCUAUAGAAAAGGGGACAGCUAAAGAUUUGUAGUACAGACCAUAGCUUCUCUCCAUGAUGUGAACAAUCCAAGGUUUUUGUUUGUUGAAGAUUUAAGAGAUUUUCCACUGACAUUCAGAUUUCAGCUCCUUUCACACCAGUGAGAGGUCGUGAAUUUUCUUUUUUUUUUUUUUUUUAAUUACAAUCACCAAGAUUGACAAUGAAGUGCUUUUGUUUGUUUGAGUGCUACCUUUUCAACAAAUUUGCAUCUCUUUACAAUGUCAGGAAUUUUCCUGUAGACAGUGAAAUGUUGCCUUAAAUCUAUGAUUUUGAAGAAUUUGAAUUUGCAGACCUCUGCAUCUGCAGGCACUGGCUUGCACCCCAUACAUCUGUGUUGGUCAUUUUGCUGAGUCUUGAAAAGGCUCUGAUAAAAUGCAGUCUGAAUGAAUCAAAUGGGUUUUGUAUGAAGGUCAUUUAGAGGUGGCUUCUCGCUGUUACUGACCCUUGGUUUUAUUUUUCGUUCAGUUUAUUAGUCAUGUGCAUUUAUUUUAACACUUAACCCUUUGCAUUUACAGUGUCACAUUUUGAAAUCCAAUGUUACAAUCCUCCCUCAAUGAGAGAAAAAUGUUUUAUGCUUAUUUUUUUAACCUAGUGUAAUCGACACUGUAAGAAUUAGUCUUACCACUAUUUAGCCAGACUAGAUUGCACAAAAAUGUUUCUUGUGAAUCUCAUUGAAUGUUAAUUUUUAAUCUUUAUUUUUAAAGACUGAUCUUAUUUUUUUGCAUAAUCCAGGGCUAACUAGCCUUUGUCACUUUAUAUAGCUGCUUCUGUAGUUGAGUAUAUCCCACUGGAACAUUAGAACAAAUAACUUUUUAUUUUCCCAAACCAUCAAAGCAAAUUAAUUAGUUUUUUGGGUUGAUAGUUUGUGUUUCUCACCAUGUUGCUCAUACAUUUCAUUGGAUCGAUACGGGAUCAAAUUAUGAUUAACCGAAAAUGUCAUUGGGGAGUUACGACAUCUGUAUGCACUGGUCGUGUGUUACUUCACUGAAAUUCAAACCUCACAGACAGUAAUGCCAUCCAUCCAUCAUUGGCAGAAUUCAGGUCUGUUGUUUGUAUAACAAAAUAACAUGCUGUCUUACAAAUAAAUGACAGUAGCUAAUUAUA
Molecule: messenger RNA, 3197 nt
Organism: Megalobrama amblycephala (Wuchang bream)
Lineage: Eukaryota; Metazoa; Chordata; Actinopteri; Cypriniformes; Xenocyprididae
Gene: fbxw2
Product: F-box and WD repeat domain containing 2
Exons: 7
Coding region: 477-1844 (455 amino acids)
Molecular function (GO): protein binding
Source: RefSeq, a predicted model, not a curated record